AACACGUGUGUGUACGUGUUCACCUAUAAGACCACGCCCAUUAACAACAUGCCUACCCUUUUGUUGUUAGACAGAUCUCUCUCUAUGAAGCGUCCAGCGUCCACUGAGCUCCCUCUGUCUCGGCUAUCAUUAGCCAAAGAAGGUAUCAAUACUCUCCUAUCUUACUUGGAGGCGGUUUUUCCCUCGGAACAUGUUGGACUCAUCACUUUCUCCUCCAGCCCUCAACUCGUUUGCCCCUUCACACGUGACCUCUCUGAAAUACGUGAAGCACUUGACUCGGUCUCAGUCGAGGAUCGUACCGACUUUCCUGGAGCCGUCCAGUUCCUCACGGAGUUGAUCCCCAAGGAAUGGGGCGUGUUCAUUCCUAUACAGGUCGUACUCGUUAGCGACGGGUUGCUAGGGGGAGGGGCUAGCAUCCCGACCGAUUCCCCGUACUGUUUCCCUUUCCCGUGUCAGUUUAAUGUAUUAUUUAUAGCGACUGAAGAUGAAUUCAAUCAAAUUGAUGGAACUGUAUUGGAAUCGUUUGCACGCAGCAUUGACGUAUCACCGUCUAGCAUAAUCGUAUCAAAAGGCUCUAAACUAACUUCUGAGACUGUAACAGAGUCUUUCCUUUCCUUGGCUAAAGCGGUUUUUUUUCCUUACGACGGGAUUUUAAAAUGUGGUCACCUGGAGUGUCACUUUACCCUCUCUCCCUCUCCUCGCAUGGUUCAUACUGCUUCUCCAAUAUCCACUGAUGUGAGGCACAGGUUUAGCAAUCCUUAUAGUGUCACCGAGUUUCCGUCCGAGAUAAAGAUAUGUGGUUUUGUCGACUUGGGCGUGGUCUCGGCUCCAGCCGUCUACAGCAAACAUUUCCUGGUUGAUAACGAGUUUUCGAAACAAGACAAACUUGAGCAAUUCAUGAAGAAACUGAUGGUCAAAAAGGGAAAGGAGAAAGAGGAGGAGGAAGAGGAAGAGGAAGAGAAUAUGAGUGCUAAGCCAUCAUUCAGAGUAUUGCUGCAUGGGAGCCUUAAAUGUGAAGCUAAAGUAGCCAUUGUGCAGUUAAGUGAAAAUUGGUUUGCCCUAUUGUCCUCGGCCUCUGCCUCAUCAAAGAAGUCAAACCUCAUCCUAACUGUCUUAUUUCCUGGUGACAACAUACCAUGGUUCGGCCAGAUGUCCUACCUUGGUUCCAAGGUUCAUUCUGGGUCGGAUCCUCGUCUCUCGGAAUCCGCCAGUAGCAAAAGUGAUUUCCCUGUCUCCAUUCCUCAUUUCAUGAGCUAUCAAGCUCCUUCUAAUCUCUUCUGGGCUAAGGAGCCUGGACUUCAGACUGAUUUUGCUAAGCUUGUACGAUACAGUCACAAACUACCUGAAAAGGAGGCCUCGCUGAUCAAGGAAUUGAACAAACUCCGUCAAGUGGUGCUUACCUACAGUUUGCCUCAUCUUAGUAAUGCUAUGUGCAGUGUACUAGCUCAAGAAGAGACCAACACUACCAACCAUCAAGCUAAAGCCAUCCUUCAAUACUGCAUACAGUUUCUCAGUACAAAUCAAAACCCACACGACAAGCUCUCGCCAAUGGCUAAAUAAGAAAUUUUUAAACUUUAAAGUUAAGAGUUGUUUUAGCUAUAGUUUGAUGUGAAGUCGGUUCAUUUUUUUCAUUCUCUUUUCAUGACUUCCACUUUGAUCCCACAA
Molecule: messenger RNA, 1665 nt
Organism: Amphimedon queenslandica
Lineage: Eukaryota; Metazoa; Porifera; Demospongiae; Haplosclerida; Niphatidae
Product: von Willebrand factor A domain-containing protein 9-like
Exons: 3
Coding region: 49-1560 (503 amino acids)
Biological process (GO): snRNA 3'-end processing
Cellular component (GO): integrator complex
Source: RefSeq, a predicted model, not a curated record